Messenger RNA from Branchiostoma floridae (Florida lancelet), 3058 nucleotides. RefSeq names its product organic cation transporter protein-like. Gene Ontology annotation, cellular component: membrane. Gene Ontology annotation, biological process: transmembrane transport. Gene Ontology annotation, molecular function: transmembrane transporter activity. The record is from RefSeq and is a predicted model, not a curated record. Lineage: Eukaryota; Metazoa; Chordata; Leptocardii; Amphioxiformes; Branchiostomatidae. The transcript is spliced from 10 exons. Bases 167 to 1888 code for a protein of 573 amino acids.
CAAACCGGACUCGAGGAACCCAGAUAAAGAAUACCCGAUCCCUUUGUAUUGGCAGUCAGCUGAUUCGGGCCAGCUCUCAAAUUAUAGCCCAGCGUUCUCCAUUUCAACAAAGGUUUCAACCCGCGCCUGUGUUAAAACCGAACAGUUCGGGACAAAAAUACCAAACAUGGACUACGAUACGAUUCUUUCAGACUAUCUCGGCGAGUACGGAAGGUAUCAGAAGCUGACUAUAUUCUGUUUGGCGGCUCUUGCUAUGCCCGUGGGCAUGCAGACGAUGGCAAUGGCUUUCCUCGGCGCGGUACCAGAGCACCAUUGUCGGGUGCCCGGCGUUUCGGACUCCGCCGCGCCACACUUGACUCCCCCCGGCGACCUCUCACCGACUUGGCUGGACUAUAUGCACACCCUCAACGACAGCAUCCCGCUAGAAUUGGACGCUAACGGAGAAUGGACGCACAGCAAAUGCGAGAGAUACAACGACAAUGUCACAGCGGGCGGUUGGGACUCGCUAGAAGCUCGCAACAGAAGCAAGCUGCAAUGUACCGACGGCUGGGUAUAUGACAAGCGACUCUACAGUAGCAGUGUGGUAACGGAGUUUGACUUGGUGUGCGACCGUGCCUGGCUCAGGGAGCUUGCACAAGCUAUCUACAUGUUGGGCGUCAGCUUUGGAGCAAUAGUCUCAGGAGCACUGUCUGACAGGUUCGGGAGGAGACCAACACUAUUUGGAUGCCUUGUCCUCUUGCUGAUAGCCGGAGUGUCGACAGCCUUCGCCUCCCACUACGUCAUCUUCGUGGUUCUUCGGUUCUUCAUCGGGGCGUUCGGCGUCGGCCUUUACUAUGUCACCUUUGUGUUAGGUAUGGAAGGUAUUGGCCAAUCAAAGCGCACGAUGUUCGGUAUGGUGGGGACGCUGUUCCUGGUGGCAGGGUACAUCAUGCAGGGCGUCAUCGCCUACCUGACACGUGAUUGGAUGAAGCUUCAGCUGGCCAUUUCUGUCCCUGUAACGGUCUUCCUGACCUACUACUGGAUUGCUUUUGAGUCACCUCGAUGGCUACUGGCCAACGGUAGGACGGAAGAGGCCAGGGAGGUCAUCGACCGAGCGGCCAAAAUAAACGGGGUCGAAAUUCCAGAAAAGGUCUACGAGCUCAUGAACGAAAAUGUUCAUUCCAACGAGGAUGUUGGCUCUAACGAGAAGACUCAGAGAGUGUACACUGUCUUGGACCUCGUGCGCACACCCAACAUGAGAAAGAACACAUUCAUCGUUGCCUUCAGUUGGUUUGUGUGUACCGCUGCCUACUACGGUCUAAGCCUUGGCUCUGCAGAGCUCCCUGGCGAUCCGUACCUGAACUACAUCCUCAGCUCUUGCGCCGAGAUCGUCGCCAUACUGGUGGCCUGGGCCACUAUGGACAGGUGGGGGCGGAAGCCUCCUGUCAUUGCUUCCCUCAUUUUAGCAGGACUCUCCUGUGGAGCAACAGCCGGUGUGCCUAAAGAUCUGUGGAUGGUGUCCACAGGCCUAGCCAUGGUUGGAAGAUUUGGUGUCAGCAUAGCGUUUGACAUCCUACCUCUGUACUCUGCUGAGAUCUUCCCAACUGUCGUCAGAAACAUGGGCAUCGGUACAGUGUCAAUGUUAGCUCGUGCUGGCGGUAUCCUAGCUCCAUUUGUUGGUCUGAUGGGGAAGUCCUGGGCGCCUCUUCCCCUGGUUAUAUUCGGCAUCAUGUGUUUCCUGGACGGAGUCGCCAUCUUGGCUGUGCCCGAGACACUGGGGGUUCCUCUACCCGACACACUGGAGGAAGCUGAGAACCUUGGAAGUACGCUUGUGCAAACGGAUGAGAAAGUGGUCACCGUUCCUACGGUUGAGAAGACGGAGGUUCUGGACAUCGUCACGUCGGUGUGAUACCAUUAGGAUUACGUCGGUAUGAUACCCAUUGUAUGGGCGCACAACUAUAUCGGAGACAUUAUCAGAGAUUUUGUGGUCUCCGUCCCUACGGAGGUUCUGGACAUGAUCACGUCGGUUUGAUACCUAUUGGGAUCACGUCGGUAUGAGACCCACUCGGCUCACAGCGAUUGGGGAUAUUAUCAGAGAUUUUGUUGUGGCGGCAUUAGCUUACGUAAGAUCACAUUUUAUCAGACUGUCGGACAGAAUUACAGUGAUAUGAUAAAAUAGAAUCCCAUGGAAAGGGGAGCGAUCUGGAUCGCUUUUUUGUUUGUUUAUUGAUUUACGGGUUAAGAUGAAGAUUAUGAUGUAACUGUAAAGAUCAAGGGAAUUAACGAAGCCCUAGGCAGGAUCUAUAGCAUUGGUGAUAUGUCAGAGCAAAACACAUCUCUGUUAACGUCCAUAUCUGAGUAGGAUUAAGACUUUUCUAGUAUGGACUAGGGUUGGUCAACUUCGGCGCCCUUAAUCUUUUCGUGUAACAGUUCCUUUUGUCUUUUGUUUGUUUCCUGUAAAAGGAUAUUAUUAUAUUUGUUGAUAUGUCUCUGUGAGACGUCAUGUACUGCAAUGUAACUGCGAUAUACAAUGUGUAGAUUUUUUAUGUCCUCCAUGUAAAAUAUGUGCAACAGUGCAAGUUAUACAUUGUCCGUAUUAGGACCAGAUAAACAGUAUGCAAUGAAAAACUAUAAACGGUCCAUGAGAUGUACAUGAUACGACUAAAGAAGAAACAAAACAUAGGAUGCAGUUUUUGCACAUCCUUCUUCAAUUUCUAGUUCUCGUCUUGAACUUAUAUAUUUUUACGUCUAAUUUAACUUUAUCUUUAUCUUUAUCAGAUACCGAAAAGGAGGUUGUAAUACGUACGAUACAGAUAUUCCAAUAUGGACCGAUUCUGGUCUUAACUGUAACUUAUUUUUCUCGUCUAAGUUAACACAAGGCGACACUCUACACACUGGUGCUAUUGUAUGCUUUCUCCUCAUUCUGAGGUUCGAACGCUAUUUUAUCUACGUUGUUGUAGUUUUUUGCUGCUGUUUACGCUAUCAAAGGAAGUUUGUUCUUUUUUCACGUUGUAGGUUAUAAAUUAAUUUGCCUUGUUGCACAUUAAUUAAGAUGCAAUAAAGUAUUACGAAAGAUGUC